Polistes dominula (European paper wasp) is the source of this 775-nucleotide messenger RNA. Its product is annotated as persulfide dioxygenase ETHE1, mitochondrial. Gene Ontology annotation, biological process: glutathione metabolic process; hydrogen sulfide metabolic process. Gene Ontology annotation, cellular component: mitochondrion. The record is from RefSeq and is a predicted model, not a curated record. NCBI's taxonomy places the organism in Eukaryota, Metazoa, Arthropoda, Insecta, Hymenoptera, Vespidae. Gene Ontology annotation, molecular function: sulfur dioxygenase activity.
GUGACACAGUUUAAACAUGGUGAAGUGAUUUUAAAGUUUAUUACACUUAAUAUUGUGAUCUAGCAGAUAAGUUAUGUUAUCAAAGUUAUCAACGAUAUAACUAAUAAGAUGAUCUCAUAUCGUUACCUUUCAAGUGUUAUAUUGUGUAAAAAUAUAUUUAUCGUCAUUAUCUUAUAAACGUUUAUAUAUGUACAUAUAUAUAUACACAUACAUACAUACAUAAUCAAAUUUGUAUUGAGGUAUUUAAUACCAUUUAUCUUCUAAUAAAAACUGGUAGUGAUAUAACUUGUUACAAAGAUGAGCGUAUUAAAUAAAUUGAGUCAGCAAAUAUUAAGAUUGGCAGGAAAAUAUUUUAGAGCAGGAAUUAUGUCUGUAGAAAAUUAUCAUCAACAUGGAACUUUGACUGAACAUAUUUCUUUCUCUAAGGAUUUCUUAUUUCAACAGUUAUUCGAUCCAGUGUCCAGUACAUACACAUAUUUACUUGCUGAUAUUAACAAUAAAGAAGCUGUUUUAAUUGAUCCAGUCAUCGAAUGGGCUGAACGAGAUAAAAAAAUCGUCGAGGAACUUGGUUUAAAUUUAAAAUAUGUUUUGAACACACACAUGCACGCAGACCACAUUACAGGAACGGGCCGAUUGAAAUCAUUAUUACCAGGUUGUCGAUCGAUGAUCUCCCGCAAUAGUGGUGCAGAGGCCGACAUUCUCUUGGAGCCACGAGACCACAUCAAAUUUGGCAGACAUUAUCUGGUGGUGAUACCCACACCUGGUCAUACUGAAG